This is a messenger RNA of Ooceraea biroi (clonal raider ant), 4481 nucleotides long. RefSeq names its product calmodulin-binding transcription activator 2. Gene Ontology annotation, biological process: regulation of transcription by RNA polymerase II. Gene Ontology annotation, molecular function: protein binding; double-stranded DNA binding; transcription coregulator activity. The record is from RefSeq and is a predicted model, not a curated record. Gene Ontology annotation, cellular component: nucleus. NCBI's taxonomy places the organism in Eukaryota, Metazoa, Arthropoda, Insecta, Hymenoptera, Formicidae.
GUGCACGUACAACGUAUACGUAUCGUACGUGUACCUGUCAUGGAUUCCGAGGAUCGACCGCGGCCACCGCGGGCACGCGUGAUCGCGCGAUUUCCUGCGUGAGAGAGUCACGCGUCGCACGCACGCGCGCACGACGAGCGGUGCCUGACGUACACGAGGAGGAAACGCAGAGCGGACGCCGUAGACGAGGUCGCCGUGGACCAGGCGUUAUCGUCGUCGUCGUCGCUGUCGUCGUCGUCGUCGUCGCCGUCGUGGUGGUGGAUCAUGAGCGUCGCGAUGACGUCGCGCGGAGGAAGGUGCUGUCGCCGCCGCCGCAGCCGCUGGUAAACGCGUCGCGACGCGCGGAGACGCGCUCUGCCGUCCCUGGGAGAGGCGUCGAGAUGAUCAUCCACGACGACGUCGGGCCCUCUGUUCUCACUCGGAGCACGGAUUCCAAGGAGCAGGUGGCAGCGGACGGGCGGGAGCUUUAAGAGCCGUGGAACGUGUCGUGCUGGAGAACGACGCGCUUAACGUCAUCGUCGUCGUCGUCAUCGUCGUCGGUAUCGUCGACGAAAAGACGAGGAGAGAGAGAGUGCACCGUCUCGCAUUCGGUGAGGGAAGACCAGCGGAAAAAUCGGGCGACGAGGAUGAGGCAGGUGGUCGUGUUGGAGCCGGCGGGCAGCGUGCUGGUGAUCAGACAGACCUCGCUGGCUGGUGGCGGCGUUGCUGGAAACGUCAACUCCAAUCCGACGGGUACCAACGACACUCACUUGGUCAAUCACGCAGCCGUCUCCACGAUUGCCUCGAACGACCACAAUCAGAACAGGAUCGUCGUGGUGCGCUCGUCUACCUCAUCCACCUGCAUGACCAGCUCGGCCGACAAUCACGCAUCGACCAAUGGCAAUGGCAACAUCAACGUUAACGCGAACAUCAACGGGAACCUGGUCGGCAUCGGUUGCAAACCGUCACCGAAGGUCGGGGUUGGCGGCGGUGGUUGCAAGAACGAGAGGAACGAUCACCUACGGAACGAGCACAAGAACCAGGACGGGAUCGUCAGCAACGAGACGAACCCAGCCGCUGGAUGUCGUCCAAGGACGAGCAAGGAAGUCGCACACGAGAACGUUGCCUCCGACAGGAAACUCGAUAGCGCGGAUCCCAUCUCCGACGGCGACCCGAUAAAGCUCCCCGAAAAUCUGGAAACCUUGCCGCGAGCUGAACACUUUCCAACUCAGAGGCAUCGAUGGAACACCAACGAGGAAAUUGCCGCGAUCCUGAUUAGUUUUCAGAGGCACGUCGAAUGGCAAAGUCGGGAGGUAAAAGUACGACCACGAAGUGGCUCGAUGUUACUAUACUCGAGGAAGAAAGUACGCUAUCGGCGGGACGGUUAUUGCUGGAAAAAGCGAAAAGAUGGAAAAACUACACGGGAGGAUCAUAUGAAACUGAAGGUUCAGGGUGUCGAGUGCAUUUACGGUUGUUACGUGCACUCGGCGAUCCUACCGACGUUUCACCGCCGGUGCUACUGGCUACUGCAGAAUCCGGACGUUGUUCUCGUCCACUAUCUAAACGUUCCUUAUCCGGACGGUGAUGCGAAGCUAGCGGCUUUGCCACCCUGUCUCGCACUACCGCCAGACAAGAAGGAGUGGACGCGAGACGAGCUAGCGUCACAAUUAAGGCCCAUGUUCCUCGGCGGGGAUGACGAUCCAAAUAAUCCUCAUCUCACGCAGCACUCGAACCAUCCGGUCGACAUGAUAGUCUCUCAGCUACUCGAUAGGCAGAGGGCAUCCACCACUUCCUCCACCAGCGGCACCCAACUUGCGCCUAGGAGACUCACGCCCGACAAUCAGGUCUCUUCGACCACGGGAGGUCAGCAACCGUCAACGACAGCAGCACCAGCACCUCGCGUGUACUCAAGACAUUCCCAUUCCACUCAGAAUCAGCAGCCGGCUCCUCUAGUUUUAAGUUUGCAACAGAUUCAAGGCGGUGGUGGUCUUCUGAUACUCAACAGUCAACCAUAUCAUCAUCAGCAGCAGCAGCAACAGCAGCAGCAACAACAGUCGCAGCAGCAGCAACAACAACAGCAAUCGCAACAGCAGCAACAAUCGCAACAGCAGCAGCAGCAGCAACAACAGAGUCAGCAGGUAGAAAUGCAACAGGUCGCAGAACAACAAAUUGUGCCGCAAAACAACGUCGAUCGAGAGCAACAAACGCAACAGGAAAUCGACGCGCAAGAGAACAUGGACAGAUCCGCCGUGCAGCCAUUACCGAUUGGCAGUUCCGGUUCUGAGGUGACCGAUUUCGCUGAGACGCUGGAUCUGAGUCAGGAGGACAUUCAGAGAACAUUGUCGGCCAACAUGGUGCCGCCAUCGCCAUCGCCCUCACCAGCAGACAACAAUAUGAUCAAUCCGAUGGACUUCAUCGACUCGUCGGACGAUGUGCUGGUAAAUCUGGACGCGUUCGACGUGUUCGGCGAUUUGCCAGAGCUGCACGACUUUGAGGCCGAUCAGACGAAACAUGAGGAACAGCGUGGUCCUGAGAACGACGUCGGAUGUCAUCCUGGUACAACCGUCCAUAUUGCAGAAUAUAGUCCUGAAUGGAGUUACACCGAGGGUGGUGUAAAGGUAUUAGUUGCUGGUCCAUGGACUGGCGGUAGCGGUUCCCAAUCAUAUUCGGUACUUUUCGACGCGGAACCAGUAGAAGCGUGCCUCGUGCAACCAGGUGUACUGCGUUGUCGAUGUCCCGCGCACGCACCCGGAAUAGCGUCCCUUCAGGUGGCUUGCGACGGUUUUGUCGUGUCCGAUAGCGUUGCGUUCGAAUAUCGUAGAGCACCCACGAGCGAACCUAGCCCAGAAAAAGCUCUACUGGACCGUCUUGCGGACGUCGAGGCUCGUCUGCAGGGGCCCGGUCCCCCUUCACCUGCAGCUCAUCUGGAAGAGCGACUGGUUGCUUAUUGCCAGGAUGCUGUUGUCCGUCCUUGGCGAGCUGGAGCGGAACCUCUUCAAUCCGGUGGGCCUACCCUCCUGCACUUGGCAGCCGGAUUGGGAUACUCCAGGUUAGCCUGUGCACUCCUUCACUGGAGAGCGGAAAAUCCUAGUAGCGUUUUGGAUGCCGAGGUUGAUGCUCUUAGACAAGAUAGUGCUGGCCUUACGCCACUCGCUUGGGCUUGCGCGGCAGGGCAUGCCGACACCGCCAGGAUUCUUUACAGAUGGAACGCUAUGGCGCUUCGUGUGAGGGACUGUCGGAAUAGAACAGCGACCGAGCUGGCCGCGGAGAACGGCCACACGACAAUCGCCGAAGAACUGAAUCAGUUUGAAGCUCGAAGGCAAGACGAGAGGCUUUUCUUGCGACCCGCCAGCCCUAGCCCUAGGAGGCCCUCUCAAGACAGCGGUCUCGAUCUGGCGUUGUGUGGCUCGCCGCUACUGGACAACAUGGAAUUGUUGCAAGAGGAUGAGUCAUCAUUAGGCCUCAGCGAACAGGGAAUGGAGAGCGCUCCGACCCCUCAGGAGACCGUAGGGGAAGAAGACGUGAGGGUGCUGACAUUGGCAGAGCAAAUUAUAGCGGCGCUACCGGAAAGGAUCAAGAGGGCGGGGGGUGAUUCUCCGUCUUCUUCCUCAUCACCACCCGCGGCACCCCUAUCACCCUUGGAAGACGCUCUGAUGGAACAAAUGCCCCUCGACUCUGGAGAACUGUUCGACUCAUAUCGCGACUGUGGCGGCGGCGCCGCGUCGAUCUCAGACGCCGACGCCGACGCCAGUCCCUCCAGUCCAUCGAGUAGCUGCCUGACGCCGGACUCGCCGUCUCCGCCGCCCACCACAGCUGACUUUUGCGAGUUCCUGCAGCUGCAGCUGCAACUUGACAGCAACGGCAACGCACGCAAUGGCCAAUACUAUCCAUCAAACUGCGGCGAGCGGAAGCUGAACGGUAUGCUCGGUUCUGGCGCCAUAACGGUGACCGGAAAUGGUGACAGCGAGGCGGACCUGAGCAGGUUGACGCUCUCUGACCGUGAGCAAAGAGAGCUCUAUCACGCCGCCCGGAUGAUCCAAAAGGCAUACAGGAGCUACAAGGGUCGUCAGAGACAAGAGGAAGCCGAGAGGCACGCCGCCGUUCUGAUCCAACAGUACUAUCGCCGUCACAAGCAGUACGCUUAUCACAGACAAGCCACGAAGGCGGCCCUGGUGAUCCAGAACAACUAUCGAAAUUAUCGCUCGCGACCGGGCACGGCCAGCGCCAGGCAGCAGGCGGUCCAUCAGCAAGCGGCUCAUCAGGCCGCGCGGAAGAUCCAGCAGUUCAUGCGGCAGUCCAAGAUCAACUUGUCGUGGGACGAUUCACGACCGGUAAGUAACGACCUCGUAGAUGGGGCGAUCGUUUCGGGUGGUGCACAAUGCUCGUUUGUCCUCCUCGCUCGCUCCUGUGCUCUUCUGUGCCGGAGGGAAUUAACGCUUUCGUCGUUACGUGUCUCUAUAUCUCCGACCUGUGCACCUUGUACCACAGACCACACGACCUAA